Molecule: messenger RNA, 2248 nt
Organism: Miniopterus natalensis
Lineage: Eukaryota; Metazoa; Chordata; Mammalia; Chiroptera; Miniopteridae
Source: RefSeq, a predicted model, not a curated record
CCUGUGUCCCCCCAGUCCGCGGCCAUCCCUCUGUUCCUGAGAAACAAGGACGUGGCUGCCGAGGCGGUCACGGGCAGCGGGAAGACGCUCGCCUUUGUCAUCCCCGUCGUGGAGAUCCUUCUGAGGCGGGAGGAGGCGCUGAGAAAGAGCCAGGUUGGAGCCAUAAUCAUCACACCCACGCGAGAGCUGGCUGUUCAGAUAGAUGAGGUCCUGGCGCAUUUCACGAAGCCCUUCCCACAGUUCAGUCAGAUUCUCUGGAUCGGAGGAAGGAAUCCUGGAGAAGAUGUCGCCAGGUUUAAAGAACACGGUGGGAACAUCAUUGUGGCGACUCCAGGCCGCUUGGAGGACAUGUUCCGAAGGAAGGCUGAGGGCUUGGAUCUGGCCAGCUGUGUGAGGUCCCUUGAUGUCCUGGUGUUGGAUGAAGCAGACAGACUUCUGGACAUGGGGUUUGAGGCCAGCAUAAAUACCAUCCUGGAGUUUCUGCCAAAGCAGAGGAGAACAGGCCUAUUCUCGGCCACGCAGACGCAGGAGGUGGAGAACCUGGUGCGAGCGGGCCUCCGGAACCCUGUGCGGGUCUCGGUGAAGGAGAAGGGCGUGGCGGCCAGCAGCACCCAGAAAACCCCCUCGCGCCUGGAGAACCACUACAUGGUGUGUAAGGCAGAUGAGAAAUUUAAUCAGUUGGUACAUUUUCUGCGCAGCCAUAAGCAAGAAAAGCACCUGGUCUUCUUCAGCACCUGUGCCUGCGUGGAAUACUAUGGGAAGGCUCUGGAGGCGCUGGUGAGGGGUGUGGACAUCAUGUGCAUUCACGGGAAGAUGAAGUACAAGCGCAACAAGAUCUUCAUGGGCUUCCGCAAGCUGCCCAGCGGGGUUUUGGUGUGCACUGACGUGAUGGCCCGCGGUAUAGACAUCCCCGAAGUGAACUGGGUCCUGCAGUACGAUCCCCCCAGCAGCGCAAGUGCGUUUGUGCAUCGCUGUGGCCGCACGGCCCGCAUCGGCCAUGGCGGCAGUGCGCUGGUGUUCCUCCUUCCCAUGGAAGAGGCCUACGUCAAUUUCCUUGCAAUCAACCAGAAAUGCCCCCUGCAGGAGAUGCGACUCCAGAAGAACACAGUGGACCUCCUCCCAAAGCUCCGGACCAUGGCACUGGCCGACAGAGCUGUGUUCGAGAAGGGCAUGAGGGCGUUUGUGUCGUUUGUCCAGGCGUACGCGAAGCAUGAGUGCAGCCUCAUCUUCAGGCUGAAGGAUCUGGAUUUCGCUGCGCUUGCUCGAGGCUUUGCCCUGCUGAAGAUGCCUAAGAUGCCAGAGCUGCGAGGAAAGCAGUUUCCGGACUUUGUUCCCGUGGACAUUAACACAGACACCAUCCCAUUUAAAGACAAAAUCAGGGAAAAGCAGAGGCAGAAACGGCUGGAGCAGCAGAGAAAAGAGAAGACGGAAAACGAAGGGAGGAGGAAAUUCAUAAAAAAUAAACCGUGGUCGAAGCAGAAAGCCAAAAAGGAAAAGAAAAAGAUGAAUAAGAAACGGAGGAGGGAGGAGGGCUCUGAUACUGAAGAUGAGGACUUGGAGGAGCUUCUCAGUGACACACGGCUACUGAAGAAGUUUAAGAAAGGCAAAAUCACCGAAGAAGAACUCGAGAAGGGGUUGCUGACAAGUGCCAAAGGGUCGAUCAGGAUGGCAGAUUUGGGGACCUUGGACUUGGACGAGGACUGCUGAUUUCAGAACCUCAGGUGAGCCACAGGAGCACCCGCCCCACACGUGGCAGGUAGCUCACGUCGGCUCUCCCUGCGAUCAGGGCCUUGGCAGACAUGCUGUCAUUUCAGGCUGGGGAGACAGGCCGGGGCUCUCACACUCAUGACUAUUUGUCUAAAAACAUUCCAGCCCUGAACAGAAGAUGUAAGUUAUUUAGUGUAAAUAACAUGUCAAUAUUUAUUUUAAUAGGGAAGAGCUCACUUUUCUGGGCUUAUUUUAUACUUAUUUUUAAUAUGCUGAUACUGAAGUGGACUUGACUUCUAGCCUUUUAAAGUUCCCGUGUUUUCAGGCACCUGACUCCCCAGGCACCCUUGCCCCUGGGCUGCGUUAUCUCCAGUGCACAGGACACCGGUGCAGGAUGUCCUGUAGUCUAGGGUUUUCUUUCUUUCCUGAGAGUAGUCCUUAGUGCUGUUUUGUUGGGGAGUAUCUGAAAAACCGAGGAAGCUAGUCAUAUCCUGGGAAAGAAAGUGAUGCCCUCUGUUGAAUAAACUGUACUUCCUUCUAA